Molecule: messenger RNA, 976 nt
Organism: Zalophus californianus (California sea lion)
Lineage: Eukaryota; Metazoa; Chordata; Mammalia; Carnivora; Otariidae
Gene: TMEM37
Product: transmembrane protein 37
Exons: 2
Coding region: 104-697 (197 amino acids)
Cellular component (GO): membrane
Molecular function (GO): voltage-gated monoatomic ion channel activity; calcium channel activity
Source: RefSeq, a predicted model, not a curated record
GCCCUGCUCCGCCCCCGGGGAGAGGGCCCGGCCGGGAGCAGGCGCCCGCAGCCGAGCUGCCGGAGGGCUAGAGGAGGAGCGCGCGGCCGAGUCCGGGCGCAGCAUGACUGCCAUCGCCGUGCAGGCCCAGAGGCUGCUGGCCCAGAGGAGGCCCCAGCGGCCCUUCUUGGAAUCCUUCAUCCGGGCCCUCAUCAUUGUGUGUGCUGCCCUGGCCUUGGUCCUCUCCUCCAUCUCCAUCUGUGAUGGCCACUGGCUGCUGGCUGAGGACCGCCUCUUCGGGCUCUGGCACUUCUGCACUUCGUCCAACCAGACAGGGACACACUGUCUCAGAGACCUGAGUCAGGCCCAUGUGCCUGGGCUGGCCGUGGGCAUGGUCCUGGCCCGCAGUGUGGGCGCCUUGGCCGUGGUGGCCGCCAUUUUGGGCCUAGAGCUCCUCAUGGUGUCCCAGGUGUGUGAGGACCUCCACUCACGGCGCAAGUGGGCCAUGGGUUCUGUCGUCCUCCUCAUUUCCUUCGUCCUCUCCUCCGGGGGGCUCCUGAGUUUCGUGAUCCUCCUCUGGAACCACGUCACGUUCACUGGCUUCACCCUGAUGUUCUGGUGCGAGUUCACGGCCUCCUUCCUCUUCUUUCUGAAUGCCAUCAGUGGCCUUCACAUCAACAGCAUCACCCAUCCCUGGGGCCAACCAAGGAAAUUGUAGGCCCCCCUCCCAAAUCCGAGGACAUCAGGUUCUACGAGAAAGUGUGGUCAAGAUGGGACGUUUCCAACACGUGACCUCUGGUGGGGGGGGAAGGGUGGGGCAAUGACCUUGAAACUGCUGCCUCUCAGCCAGUAACCUUUGGGUGGUUGGCCAGAUUCAGCCCAGCGGCCUCUGCAGCUGGCCUGCAGGGCCAGAGGCGAGGAGGGUGCUUCAGUGCCACCAGCUUAGCCCAGUUAUUAGGAUGUUGAUUUUAGGAGAAGUAACACGUUUUAAAACCCU